This is a messenger RNA of Salvia hispanica, 717 nucleotides long. RefSeq names its product histone H2B. Gene Ontology annotation, cellular component: nucleosome. The record is from RefSeq and is a predicted model, not a curated record. Gene Ontology annotation, molecular function: structural constituent of chromatin; protein heterodimerization activity; DNA binding. Lineage: Eukaryota; Viridiplantae; Streptophyta; Magnoliopsida; Lamiales; Lamiaceae.
CAUCUUCUCAACAUUUACGCAAAUUUCAUUCGAUUCCACUCCAAAAAAUCUUAUCCCUAGCUUUAUCUCUCUGAAAAUGGCACCCAAGGCCGAGAAGAAGCCCGCGGAGAAGAAGCCUGCCGCCGAGAAGGCCCCCGCUGCAGAGAAGGCCCCGGCGGAGAAGAAGCCCAAGGCAGGGAAGAAGCUGCCGAAGGACGGCGGCGCCGCUGCCGGAGACAAGAAGAAGAAGAGGAACAAGAAGAGCGUGGAGACGUACAAGAUCUACAUCUUCAAGGUGUUGAAGCAGGUCCACCCUGACAUCGGUAUCUCCAGCAAGGCGAUGGGGAUCAUGAACAGCUUCAUCAACGACAUCUUCGAGAAGCUCGCCCAGGAAUCCUCCAAAUUGGCGAGGUACAACAAGAAGCCGACGAUCACCUCCCGUGAAAUCCAGACCGCCGUGAGGCUGGUGCUGCCUGGAGAGCUGGCGAAGCACGCUGUUUCGGAGGGGACUAAGGCUGUUACCAAAUUCACUAGUGCUUGAGUUGAAACGUUGUUAGGUUUGGGCUGAUUCACUAGUGCUUGAAUUUGAAAUGUUGUUAGAUUUGGGCUGAUUUUUAGGGUUUGAAGUAAGGAUUCUGUAAAUUAUGUUUUUGUUCACUACUUCUAGUUAAGUAGAAAGGGCUUUUGUAUGGUUUUAUGCGCUUUAUGAAUGAAUGUUAAAUUUGCUAACUUUUUACA